GGCGCGGCGGCAGGGGGCCCCGGGGUUGGACCCCCAUGAAGGCGCGCGGGCCGGGCCAUGGCUUCGGGCAGCGGCGACGGCGAGCCCGCGGCGCCUGAGGGGGACCGGCCCCACCAGCGGCCCUUCCUCAUCGGGGUGAGCGGCGGCACCGCUAGCGGGAAGUCCACCGUGUGCGAGAAGAUCAUGGAGCUGCUGGGACAGAACGAGGUGGACCACCGGCAGCGCAAGCUGGUGAUCCUGAGCCAGGACCGCUUCUACAAGGCGCUGACGGCCGAGCAGAAGGCCAAAGCUCUGAAGGGCCAGUACAAUUUCGACCACCCAGAUGCUUUUGACAAUGAUCUGAUGCACCAGACACUGAAAAACAUUGUGGAGGGCAAAACCGUUGAGGUCCCGACAUAUGAUUUUGUGACCCACUCAAGGUUGCCAGAGACCACCAUUGUGUACCCCGCGGAUGUGGUGCUGUUCGAGGGCAUACUAGUGUUCUAUAGCCACGAGAUCCGGGACAUGUUCCACCUGCGCCUCUUCGUGGACACUGACUCUGACGUCAGGCUGUCAAGGAGAGUUCUCCGGGACGUGCAGCGUGGCCGAGACCUAGAACAGAUUCUCAGCCAGUACACCACCUUCGUCAAGCCAGCCUUCGAGGAAUUCUGCCUCCCGACCAAAAAAUAUGCGGAUGUGAUCAUCCCUCGAGGGGUUGACAACAUGGUGGCCAUCAACCUGAUUGUACAGCACAUCCAGGACAUCCUCAGCGGCGACCUCUGCAAGUGGCACCGGGGAGGGCCCAACGGGCGCAGCUGCAAGCGGACAUUUCCUGAGCCAGGAGAGCACCCUGGGGUGCUGGCCUCUGGCAAACGUUCCCACCUCGAAUCCAGCAGCCGGCCUCACUGAGCAAAGGGCCUAGGCUUGUGGGACCAAGGACAGGCUGGCCCCCGACAAGAAACCCUUCUGGCAUCAUCUGCUUCUUGGGCGUGGCCUGACUUUGAGUGAGCCCAGGGGAGCCGGUUCUGCUGUUGACCUGGUGCAUGUGCUUUCACCAUGCCAGCUCAGGUGUCCUGCAGUCACCUCACACUACCACAUUCU
Molecule: messenger RNA, 1080 nt
Organism: Suncus etruscus (white-toothed pygmy shrew)
Lineage: Eukaryota; Metazoa; Chordata; Mammalia; Eulipotyphla; Soricidae
Gene: UCK1
Product: uridine-cytidine kinase 1
Exons: 7
Coding region: 58-888 (276 amino acids)
Cellular component (GO): cytoplasm; cytosol
Molecular function (GO): kinase activity; ATP binding
Source: RefSeq, a predicted model, not a curated record